AUGAAGGAAGUUGCAUCUUGGGAAAAAGAAAAUUUCGAUCCGCGAGCUGUGGAAAUGUUUUGUUUUUGCACAAAUAUCGAGAUAAUGGAAGCGGAUAAACUGCCUAAACAGUUUUGCUAUGACUGCAUAAUAAAAAUAGAAUCAUCCUACACAUUCAUUAAGGAGGCACAGAAUGUUAAUGUAACUCUUAAAAAUAUUGUUUCAAGAACGGAAACUAGCAUAAUUGUUGGUUUGGAGAACUGUCUGAGACUAACAGUGCCAACUUUAGAACCAAAAUCUCAUUUGAAGCUUACUCUGCCGGACUAUAAACUUUGCAGCAGCAUCGGGAACUCGGAGAAAACUGUGUUACAAAAUAAUAAUGAAUAUCAUGCUAUUCAAAUUAACAAAGUUUCUAACAACAAUGCUACUGAUUUACCAAAUGAACAAUCUACACAGCCCAAAGUAGUACAAAGUGUUAAUACCAGGGAAAUAAAUAACUGUGAUAACAACAAGAAAAACAUCUGUCCCGUUUGCAGGAAGGGUUUCAUGUCAAAAGUAUGGUUUACUAAACACAUGGACAAAGAGCACUCCGGUCAAAAGUACAGCUGUAUGCAGUGUGAUAAAACUUUCAGUAAAUCCUCUCAGCUGGCGUACCAUGCAACUACUCACUCAGACGAGCGUAAGUUUGCUUGCAAUUUGUGCUCAAAGCGCUUCAAAAGAAGAAAGCAGCUGAAUGUUCAUACCCGUUCGCAUUCGGAGGAACGACCUUAUGCCUGUGAUAAAUGUCAAAAGAGGUUCAAGUUGAAAAGCAUAUUAAAAUGUCACAUGAAAGUCCAUGAUGGCCGCAAACAGUAUUUAUGCAGCUACUGUGGAUGGGCUUUUGCUCAAGCGGGCAACCUGUCGGUGCACCUGCGCCGGCACACGGGCCUGCGGCCGCACGCGUGCCCCGACUGCGGCUACCGCGCCGCCGCCGCGGCCGCCCUGCGCAGGCACGCGCGCCGCCACGGCCCCGAGCCCCCGCCGCUGCUCUGCGCGCACUGCUCGCAGCGCUGCCACGACCGCAGCGCGCUGGCCCGCCACCAGCGCACGCACACCGGCGAGUUGCCGUACCGCUGCUCCAGCUGCCCUCGCGCCUUCGCCGACAGCUGGAAGAGGAAGACCCACCUGAUGCGCGCCCACAACCUCGCGCUGCACGACAUACCGCGCCUGCGACGCGACGGGCUGCCGCUGCUGCCGGCACCACCC
Messenger RNA from Iphiclides podalirius (scarce swallowtail), 1224 nucleotides. Lineage: Eukaryota; Metazoa; Arthropoda; Insecta; Lepidoptera; Papilionidae. The record is from the annotation of a GenBank genome assembly.